GCUGCAGGCAGGGUAGUGGGCAUUCCAGUUGUGCUGUCCGUGAACUCCUUGGGCAGCUACUGCAGCAUCUGGGGGCUAUGGUGGUAGGGCUGUGCUGGGGUGGGGGUGUGUGGAGGGGCAGGGCUUUUGGCAGCCAGGAGCCUGGUACCACUGGCCACCUGCUCUGCCUAGGUCCCAGCUGGGGAUCACAUGCAAAACUCCCAGUAUGAUCAGGGCAGGAGCCAAACCCCUGCCUGAUCAGGGCAGGGGCCAAGCUCCCACUGAGCCUUACCUUGCUGCUGCAUGACUGAGUGAUCAGGUAUGAUUUAUUAAUUUAUGGAUAUUUACUUUUUAUAGUUAAGUGUGAUUUUUUUUAUAAAGCUGUUAACAGUAUACUAUCAUUACUAAAUUGUCUGCCUCCCAUAUCUCUAACUUUCAUGCAUGAAACUUCAAAGCGAUUAAAAAUUAAAAAUACUUAAAAUUAUAAAAAUUGUAUAAAAAAAAAUCAAAUCCUGCCAAGCCUAAUGUAACUCAUAUCUCAAAAGUUAGCUGCCUUUGUGAUAUCACCAGAAGGACUGGUGAUGUCGUGUUCUGUUGAUGGCAACUGAUGAGUGGAGAAGCUGUGUCCAGUCUGGUUCUGCAUGGACUGGCUUCAGCAGGGCUGGACUGCGUGGAGGACAUGAACCUGUAUUUGCUCCUCCUGUUUCUCCUGCUGGCAGCUGUACUCCCUGUGCCUGUGCCCCAAAGGCCCAGCCAAUCCAUUGCUGAGGAUUUCUCUGCUCCCCUGGAGCUCCCACAGCAGCACUUUGGCCUGGUGGAUGAUUAUGGCAUUAAACCAAAGCGACUGCAGUUCCUGACUCAAGAGACCCAGGCACAGCCCAAAGGCCUGUACCAAGCACGCAAGAGCAAACGGGAUGAGCCAGACAUGAAUGAGUACAAUUAUGAUGCCAAUCUAUGAGCUACUUGGGAACAUGCCAUGUUGGGGUUCCCACAAGGUGGGGGCUGGGGGCCAGGUUUGUAGGCUACUGUCCACUUGUUUCUUCUACUGCUGGAGGUGAGGUUGUAGCUGAAGACAAAAGUCCUUCCCUUUCUA
Alligator mississippiensis (American alligator) is the source of this 1072-nucleotide messenger RNA. RefSeq names its product Frey regulator of sperm-oocyte fusion 1 (gene FREY1). The transcript has 3 exons. Lineage: Eukaryota; Metazoa; Chordata; Crocodylia; Alligatoridae. Bases 587 to 937 code for a protein of 116 amino acids. The record is from RefSeq and is a predicted model, not a curated record.